AAAAUGUGAGUGCAUUUGCCCCAACAAUGAAAUUUUUCUCUCCACUACUAAGCAUUGAUUACCACUUUUGCUUGUGCUUCCUCACCUUACUCUGCCCUCAUAUUUAAACCCCAUCUCUCUCUCUCUCUCUCUUUGCGUAUUCUUUUACUUUCCCUUUCCAGUUAACAGUCCACAGUCCAUACACACCCUCCAUUUCUAACUUUUGCCCCUCAAAAUUUCUCAUUCUUUUUUCUGUAUGUAAUUAAUCGUGACAAGGAGGUUAUAUCAGCAUCCCCUUAUUCGUAACUGCACGGUGACUAAAGCGAUUAGUCACGGAGUAGGCACCAAAACGUCAUUGUAGCGGCCAAAGGUUACGAAAACAAAAAGAGCAAUGAUGGGGCAUUCAUGUACCAAUCGUACGCUGGUUUUGUUCAAAUUCCUGCAUGGGUUCAUUCUUUUAUGCAUGAGCACAUGCCUCGAAUCUGCAGCACUUCGCAACCUUACUCUGCUUGAAAAUGAAUCUGAUCGCUUGGCUCUGCUAGACUUCAAGAAAAGAAUAACCACAGAUCCUUUUGAUGUCAUGAGCUCGUGGAAUCAUUCCAUCCAUUUCUGCAAUUGGGUUGGAGUUUCAUGCCACCGUUCCACCAAAAGAGUCUUGAUGUUGAACCUGCAAUCAAAAAAGUUGGUAGGCUCCAUUUCACCUUCAGUUGGAAAUCUUACUUAUCUCACUGGAAUCAAUUUGAGAUACAACAACUUUCAUGGGGAAAUUCCUCCAGAAAUGGGUCGUCUACAAAGCCUACAAUAUCUCAACCUCUCUCAUAAUUCCUUUGGUGGGAAAAUUCCAACUAAUUUGUCGCAAUGCAUACAACUAAAAUUCCUUAAUUUGGAAAUCAAUCAUAUUAAGGGGUCAAUUCCGAACCAACUCAGUUCAUUGUUGAAUUUAGAAGAUAUAUGGCUGUAUGAUAACAAUCUCACUGGAUCCAUCCCACCUUGGAUAGGAAACUUUUCUUCUUUGAGGACUCUGGAUCUUGUGAGAAACAAUUUGCAAGGAAGCAUACCAAAUGAGCUUGGGCAUAUAACAGGCUUGGUUCAAUUCUCAAUUGGGGAGAAUAAUUUGUCUGGUAUAGUCCCUUCUUCAAUAUAUAAUAUUUCCUCCAUACAAAUGUUCAAUGUCGUUAUCAACCACUUACAUGGAGAGCUACCACCAAAUCUCGGCACUAUGCUUCCUAAUCUCAUACAGCUUCACUUUAGUGGGAACAAAAUAAGAGGAAAUAUUCCUAUAUCAUUGUCAAAUGCUUCUAGACUUCAGAGUCUUGGGCUUGCUGAAAAUGGCUUCUCUGGGACAGUCCCUAGUGAAAGUCUAGGAAGCUUGCGAAGCUUAGUUUCGCUAAACUUUGAAAGCAAUCAACUGGGAAAGAGAAAAGUUGGUGACUUGAAUUUUCUCAAUUUCUUGGCUAAUUGCACUAGUUUGGUGUUUUUGGGUCUUCGCGAUAAUCAUUUUGGAGGAGAGAUCCCAAGAUCCAUAGCCAACCUUUCGACCCAACUAAAAGUUCUUACUCUUGGGGCCAAUGUGAUACAUGGAAGCCUCCCUAACGGCAUUGGAAAUCUUCUAAAUUUGACCGUUCUAGCAAUAGAAGGUAACCAUUUGGGUGGUAAUGUCCCGCCUGAAAUUGGGAAGCUAGAGAAGUUAGAGCAGUUGUAUAUGGAUGGUAACGAAUUUUCUGGGUCAAUCCCGUCCUCACUUGGUAACAUGACGUUAUUGUUAAACCUCUACAUGGAGGUCAACAGGUUUGAUGGCAGUAUACCUCCAAGUCUUGGAAACUACCAAAACUUAUUAGAUCUUAAACUUUCAAGUAACAACCUUACGGGCACCAUACCUAAAACGCUUAUGGAGCUUUCAACCCUUUCAAUUUCUUUAGACCUGUCUGACAAUUAUUUGACUGGUCUACUGCCCUUUGAGGUGGGUGAUUUAGUGCAUCUCACGGAGCUAAAUCUCUUAAGAAACAAUUUAUCAGGUGAAAUCCCAAGCACCCUCGGCAGUUGUGCUAGUUUGGAGCGCUUGUAUUUGCAAGGUAAUAAGUUUGAAGGAAUAAUUCCUCAAUCUCUUCAAUUUUUAAAAGGCUUGGAAGAACUUGAUAUUUCAAGCAACAACUUAUCUGGUCAGAUUCCUGAAUUCAUAGGCAAGCUUGGUGCUCUCAAGUAUCUCAAUCUUUCGUACAAUGAUUUUGAGGGCGAGUUGCCUAAAGAAGGGAUUUUUGCAAAUAUUAGUGGUGUCUCUAUUCUUGGAAAUCAUAGGCUCUGUGGUGGCAUCCCACAAUUACAUCUACCACCAUGCCCCUCAAAAAAACACCAUUCAUCUCGAGGACUACAUUCCCCAAAAGUUGUCAUCCCUAUAGCUUGUGUAUUUGCAAUCAUAAUUGCUCUAUCAUGCUCCUUUGGUGCUUGUUCAAUACUGAAAAAGUCAAGAGAUAAGUUUGCAACUUCACGUUCUUAUAAGGAUUGGAAAUCAGGUGUCUCCUACUCACAACUCAUUGAAUCAACUAAUGGGUUCUCUGUGGAUAAUCUGAUUGGUUUGGGAAGUUUUGGUUCUGUUUAUAAAGGGAUAAUUCCUAGUGAUGGAACGGUAGUUGCUAUUAAGGUAUUAAACCUUCAACAACAAGGAGCUUCCAAGAGUUUUAUAGAUGAAUGCAAAACUUUAAGGAAUACAAGGCACCGUAAUCUUCUCAAGAUCAUAACUACAUGCUCGAGCAUUGAUAAUCAAGGUAAAGACUUCAAAAGUCUAGUUUUCGAGUUCAUGGCAAAUGGAAGUCUUGACUCAAUGUUGUAUCCAAGGGAAGAGGAGCAAACUCUAAGCAAGAGAUUGAGUUUUAUGCAAAGAUUGAACAUUGCCAUUGAUGUUGCUUCUGCUUUAGAUUAUCUCCACCACCAUUGUGAAACGGCCAUUGUUCAUUGUGAUCUAAAGCCGAGCAACGUGCUUCUUGAUGAAGAUAUAGUAGCCCAUGUUGGGGAUUUUGGUUUAGCAAGGUUCCUCUUUGAAACAUCAAAUGGUCCCUCAUUCAGUCAAACAAUGUCAUCUCAGUUAAAGGGUUCUAUAGGCUACAUUCCUCCAGAGUAUGGUACAGGAGGCCAAGUUUCUAUACUUGGAGAUGUUUACAGCUAUGGGAUACUAUUGCUGGAAAUGUUCACAAAAAGACCUACUGAUGACAUGUUCAAAGGUGGUUUAAGCAUUUACCAAUUUGUAGCCAUGGCUUUGCCUGACCAUGUCAUGGACAUAGUUGACCAUUCAAUUAUCCUCGACCUCGAAGCAGACUGUGAUGUCAACGAUGACAUAGAGCGAGAACAAACUCCAUCGAGACGUAACAAUCGUGGCCCGGUGAAAGCAAAGAAAUUAAAGGAAUGCUUGGUUUUAGUGAUGCAAAUAGGACUCUCUUGCUGUGCCAUGUCACCAAGGGAACGGAUGCUGAUGGACGCAGUUGUCAGAAAAAUGAGUGGAAUUAGGGACUCGUACCUCAAAGUUUAAGAAGACUUAUGAAGGACAAAGCAUGCUACUCAACGGAGAAAGGACAUGAUGACUCAUCAAUAAUAUUUUCCACUCUCUACUCACCAAAAUUUUCUUUCUGCUUUUGCUUUCUUUCUCAUGCUAUCGCUUUGUAUUUUGUCUCGUUUAUGUUUGUGGUGUGUUUUACUUAUAUGACUUGAAACUUUUGAAUUUUAAUUUGUGCGGUGCUUUUUAGAAUUUUAAUGAUUAGCGGUUUUUGUUGGAUUUUUUUUUCUAGUGUAUUCUUUGUUGAAUGGCUAACUCUGCAAAAAGUAGUUACAAACUGCUAGCAGCUUUGAUAGAAUUUGCAAAUGGUGUUAGGAAUGUGAGAGAGAUGGUAGAUAGUAAUAACAUUGCUACUUACAUUUUUCUUUAAUCUCGGAAUUUGUUGUUCUCGGUGCUCUAAAAAUGUUAUUUUGCCGUAUUCAUAAGUGAAAACAUAAAAAAGAUGUUCACUUGUAAAAGGGGAAAGCAGAAAGUUGCAUGAUGGUGAGAGCUUAACAUUAAGGUUUUGUGCAAAGGGUUUGGAGUGAAAGGAACAUUCAAGAUAGGAGCAUUUUUCUGUUGUGGUUG
Messenger RNA from Malus domestica (apple), 4090 nucleotides. RefSeq names its product probable LRR receptor-like serine/threonine-protein kinase At3g47570. The record is from RefSeq and is a predicted model, not a curated record. Gene Ontology annotation, biological process: protein phosphorylation. Gene Ontology annotation, molecular function: protein kinase activity; ATP binding; protein binding. Lineage: Eukaryota; Viridiplantae; Streptophyta; Magnoliopsida; Rosales; Rosaceae.